UGUCCCCGGCGAGGUGGAACCACUCGAGCCGCUUCAAGGGACUCGGCUGACUCGAGCCGUCAACUCAACAAUGCCUCGAUGCUUCUCACUCCCCACAUGCACGACAUUCCACUCGGAGUUGUCAAGCAGUACUGUUGCUACGGUUAUUGCAUCGACCUGCUCCGACGACUGGCCAACAGGACAGGCCUGACGGACGACUUUACGCCGUUCACGUACGAGCUGCAUCUGGUGGGCGACGGGCAGAUGGGCGAAGAGCGCGUCGAGAACGAGACUCGUCGGUGGACCGGUAUCAUUGGCGAACUGUUGGGCGACAGCGCCGACCUCGCCGUGGCGCCGAUCACCAUCACGCCGGAACGGGCGGCGCGGGUCGAGUUCACGAAGCCGUUCAAGAUGGUUGAGGAGGCCGGUGGGGCUGAGGUGACCAGUCAGUUGGGUCCACUCCAGACGGGUUCAGGUAGCCGUUUUGCCAAUGGGUUUCGGUGCAAAUGCAGUUGCAUCAACAAUAGCCUCCUUUAG
Messenger RNA from Protopolystoma xenopodis, 516 nucleotides. NCBI's taxonomy places the organism in Eukaryota, Metazoa, Platyhelminthes, Monogenea, Polystomatidea, Polystomatidae. The record is from the annotation of a GenBank genome assembly.